This is a messenger RNA of Plutella xylostella (diamondback moth), 1785 nucleotides long. RefSeq lists its product as uncharacterized. Gene Ontology annotation, molecular function: protein binding. The record is from RefSeq and is a predicted model, not a curated record. NCBI's taxonomy places the organism in Eukaryota, Metazoa, Arthropoda, Insecta, Lepidoptera, Plutellidae.
UCUAAGCAAUCUCGGCAGCCCUAAUCGUUCCACAUAUCGCACACGCUCACAUCUCCGGGUGCCACGGCUGGGUGCCUCCGUGCGUCCACCCCUGGCCGUCCAUCCGUGAAGCCGAGACGCUAUGGGCUGGCACACGCCAGUCGCCACCUGCCGCCACCAUGAAGAGGAUCUUCAGGAGGAUCAGAGACAAAAUCAAGUUCAAAGGAGACCCGCCGCCGCCGUAUCAGGAAAAUGAAUGCGGCGAUAUUAAUUUGCGGCCGCCGAUACGAGACGCGCGUGUUUUGGAUCCGUCACCACCGUACGAAGUAUUGGACCUGCUCGCGAACUGCCGAAUAGCACCAAGGUCCGAGGACAUCGGAGAUUCCGAGGUGGAGUACGCGGAGAUCGAAGAGAUGGGUCUGUUCCACUCGACGCCGCUGAGCCACCGGCACAAGUCCAAGAUCUCCCUCACGUGGGUGCUGAAGGAAAACCUGGAGAAUACCAGACCGCAGGCGAAGCCGAGCGAGAGAGUCAACAGCGAUGUGGAGAGGUACCAGCGGCACAAUCAGAAGUACUCCGAUAAGGAUCGCCAGCAGAGAAAGUGCGGCCGUAACGUGUUGAGGGAAACAAAAGAGCGUGUUGUGGGACGGAACGAGUACUAUCAUAAUUUAAAGUUUAAGAGUGCGUGUGAGCUGCAGGAGUCGGGGUCGGAGGGCGAGGAGUGGCGCCGCCGCCGCCGCCACCGCCACCGCCGCAGGAAGAAACGCCACACAGACCGCUUCGGGUACGACAUACGGGACCUCGAUAGCUUCUUGAGCGAGGCAUCAAUCGACCGUCCCGGCAACAUCCCCGUGGUCAUCGCGUACCCCACCACCCUGUACCAGCGGGGCGCGGGGCGGCACGGCGAGCUGCCCCUAGCGCUGGGCACGGUGGUGAACGCCGUGUGCAAGAACCAGCUGUGGCUGUACGCGCAGACGCCGCACGGACACGAGGGCUACGUGUUGUAUAGCGCGUGCCUGCCGCUCCCGAUACUGCCCCACAGACCACACCAACAGAAGAAGACCCCGUGUUGGGAGAGCAGCACAGACAUAUACCCGCAGCCCUGCGGCAACCUCACCGACACGGAGAAGGAGCACCUGCGCGGCAGAACCAAGUCGGAAAGCCGAUACCGCCCGAAGAAUCCCGACAAAACCCGACCCAAGUCCUGCGCCGAAGAGGACUUUGACAACCUAUAUUUAAAGACCAAAUCCGUGUGCUCGAACAUUGAUAAGCUAUACGAAGAUUGGGACCCCAAAAAGGAGUUUAAAAGUAAAUCUAGUGCACUGAAGUUAAAUGAUGUUAAAAGACAGACUUUAUUAGUAGUGAAUAGUGACUUUACCGGCAGUUCGUUGAAUAGAACUUUGUCAGUGCAAAAAGGUGAUGUUGUGGUGUUAGUGCAAGGGAGAGGGGAGACUGAUGUGGAUGCAGAGUGGUUCUAUGUGAGGAAACGAGACGGCAGUCAGGGUUUCAUUCCUGCUAUUAUUGCUGGAAAUGGUUAUAUUUAAACUAGAUAUACCUACCUUAGAUUAGUAAAAGAUAAAUGUGAGGGCUUCUGCAACCUCUUAUUUAAUUUAUUUAUAGCAUGUAAUCAAAAAUCGGAACAAUAGUAAAACAUUUGUUUAAUAUUUUAUACCCCUUAAUUAAAUUUUUGGAGUGAUUUCAAAUGUAUGUAGGUAAGUACCUACCUAGUUUUCUAUUUUCUGUUUUACACAUUAUACAAACAAAAUACGCUUUUACAAAAUGUUGUCAAUAAAACAGUAUUGUUUU